Molecule: messenger RNA, 585 nt
Organism: Suillus clintonianus
Lineage: Eukaryota; Fungi; Basidiomycota; Agaricomycetes; Boletales; Suillaceae
Exons: 2
Coding region: 240-563 (107 amino acids)
Source: RefSeq, a predicted model, not a curated record
CUCUUCCGGAAGAAAAAAAGGUAAGCAGUGUAUUAGGUGUCCCUCCUUAUGAUGUAAUUAUACAUCACCUAAUCUUCAGAGAGUCUACGUAGCGCCUCCCCCUGUGAAGGCCACCUCGAAAGCUCAGACUGGUCAGUCGCCCUCAACAGUAGCUCAACCUGCGUCGCAGCCACAUUCGACCCCUCACCAUCAGCCUGAGGCACAGACAGCGACACAACAACCUACUCAAGAAGAAGACUAUGGUUGUUGAGGCAAUUUUUGCCUCGCGCUUUGGUGUAUCCCGCGCUGAACUCGUCUCGCUGUCUCUGCUUCUCAGCCUGCUGCCCCGUGAUGUAACUCUUCUCCAGCAGUCCAGGACUCGUGGACCUUCAACGGUCUAUCUUCUCUCCUCUCGAACAGGCCGCGGACCCAGGCUAAUUUCCAAUGCGGGUGACGUGAAGUGCCGCUACCUCUUCCAAUGCGCCCGGAGUUACAUCCAGGAAUCACAUUCGAAUUUCUGGAGAUCGGUCGAGAACUCUAUCGAGUUCGUGCUCACGCAUCCGAACGGUUGGGAAGGUCAAUAACAACAACAGGUAACAGGUUAGA